Molecule: messenger RNA, 1693 nt
Organism: Phyllopteryx taeniolatus (common seadragon)
Lineage: Eukaryota; Metazoa; Chordata; Actinopteri; Syngnathiformes; Syngnathidae
Product: ubiquitin-conjugating enzyme E2 Q2-like
Exons: 13
Coding region: 114-1250 (378 amino acids)
Source: RefSeq, a predicted model, not a curated record
CCCUUUUGUUGUUGCUCUCACGCUAACAUGCGAGAUCCGCAGAGCCAACUCGACUGCAUUCCGCCCAGACUUCCCCUCCGCCAGCGGCCUGCUUGCUUUGAGAUGAGUACAAGAUGUCGGUGUCGGGGCUGAAGGCCGAAUUGAAGUUUCUCGAGUCAAUCUUUGACCCAAACCACGAAAGAUUCCGAAUAAUAGACUGGAAACCCGACGAACUCAGUUGCCAGUUCAACGUAACAGGAGAGAAGCUGCUGAUCAUUCACUGCAACAUCACGGAGUCUUAUCCUUCAACGUCCCCGAUAUGGUUUGUCGACUCCGAUGAUCCAAGUCUGGCGGAAGUGUUGGAGCGCUUGGAGGAUGUGAGAAAAGGGAGCACGUUGCUUCUUCAGCAGUUGAAGCGUCUCAUUUGUGACCUGUGUCGACUGUACAACCUGCCUCAGCAUCCAGAUGUAGAAAUGCUCGACCAGCCUCUGCCUGCUGGCCCCAUUAUCCAAGAUCGAAAGCACGGACCAUCAGAUGAGGUGACGUCAGAGGAAGAUGAGGAGGAAGAAAUGGGAGAGCAGGACAUUGACCUGGACCAAGACUUGGACCAUUAUGACAUGAAAGAAGAAGAACCGGUGGAUGGCAAAAAGUCUGAGGAUGAUGGGAUUGAAAAAGAACACCUGGCCAUCUUAGAGAAGAUCCGUAAAAACCAGAGACAGGACCACUUGAAUGGCGCAGUCUCUGGCUCUGUGCAGGCUUCGGACCGCCUCAUGAAGGAACUCAGGGAGAUCUACAGAUCACAGAGUUACAAGACAGGUAUUUAUUCAGUGGAACUCGUCAAUGACAGCCUUUAUGACUGGCAUGUCAAGUUAAGGACGGUAGAUCCAGAUAGUCCGCUGCAUAGUGAUUUGCAGGUCUUAAAGGAAAAGGAAGGCGUGGACUACAUUUUGCUCAAUUUCUCUUAUAAAGAUAAUUUUCCUUUUGACCCACCUUUUGUGCGGGUUGUCGCUCCUGUGCUCUCCGGAGGUUAUGUUCUAGGAGGAGGAGCCUUGUGUAUGGAACUUCUCACUAAGCAGGGAUGGAGCAGUGCCUAUUCCAUAGAAUCUGUUAUUAUGCAGAUAAAUGCAACUCUAGUGAAAGGAAAGGCCAGAGUUCAGUUUGGGGCCAAUAAGAACCAGUACAAUCUUGCCAGAGCACAACAGUCAUACAAAUCCCUUGUGCAGAUUCACGAAAAGAAUGGCUGGUACACACCCCCUAAAGAGGAUGGAUAAGCAGCUCCGAUCACUAUGCACUGGGAACAUGGGUCAAAGUGUCUCAUUUUCUUUUGAGUAUUUUUCCCCCCAUCUGACUUGCUGGGAGUGCGUCACGUUUCUUGCAGACCCAUCUGGUUGGUUCAUCUGACAAGUAUUCCUUCGUAUGAUGUGAGGGCGUUACCUGCCCUGUUCAUAUAUCUUCGAUUGUCCUUUCUCCAGUCUGAAUGUGGGGGAAACGUUUCUUCUUUAGCUGCUUAUGGCAAAGUGGACUUUAAAUAAGAGUUUUAAAAGUCAUUCUGAAGCCCUCAAAGUGGCACGUCACCUCACGUUUUAAUUGAUUUUGUGUUAACAGGUACACAGUUACUGUUUUCAAACGAUUUAGUAAAUGUUACUUUACAUGAGCAUCCUAGACAAUAAAUGAGCCAGUUGUCAUAGUUUGGAUGGUUAUUUUUAAAUUAAAA